Octodon degus (degu) is the source of this 505-nucleotide messenger RNA. RefSeq names its product NADH:ubiquinone oxidoreductase complex assembly factor 8 (gene Ndufaf8). The transcript is spliced from 3 exons. Gene Ontology annotation, cellular component: mitochondrion. The record is from RefSeq and is a predicted model, not a curated record. NCBI's taxonomy places the organism in Eukaryota, Metazoa, Chordata, Mammalia, Rodentia, Octodontidae. Gene Ontology annotation, biological process: mitochondrial respiratory chain complex I assembly. Bases 51 to 275 code for a protein of 74 amino acids.
GAGGACGGACCUAAGAUGGCGGCCUCCGUAGGUACCUGAAAGGACUUCUCAUGUCAGCGAACGGAGCGGUGUGGCAGCGCGUGCGGAGCCGUUUCCGCGCUUUCCCAGAGCGCCUGGCGGCUUGCGAGGCCGAGGCCGUGGCGUAUGGCAAGUGCGUGCAAGCCUCCACCACCCCGGGCGGUCGCCUGAGCAAGGACCUUUGUGCGCGAGAGUUCGAGGCCCUGCGGAGCUGCUUUGUUUCUGCGGCCAAGAAGAGCCUGAAGGGAGGCUCCUAGGAAGGACCUGAGCUCUGACCCUUGCAUCUACCACUCCUGUAGACACAGGUGCCACGUGGGGAUGGUGCCCAUGGACCGCUGUGCAGGCUGAAGGAAGUGGGAGUGGCCAAGUUCUCAGGGUCACCUUGUACAUUGGGCAGGAUGAGAAUUUGUUCUGUAGCACUGUGUGCAGAACAGUCUGAGUUAGAUUGAGAUGUAACCAAAACAGCAAUAAAGACUGUUAAAUCUUA